Molecule: messenger RNA, 1690 nt
Organism: Brachypodium distachyon (stiff brome)
Lineage: Eukaryota; Viridiplantae; Streptophyta; Magnoliopsida; Poales; Poaceae
Product: monooxygenase 2
Exons: 4
Coding region: 251-1462 (403 amino acids)
Molecular function (GO): FAD binding
Source: RefSeq, a predicted model, not a curated record
CGCGCGCAGCAUCAUCGUUCAUCGAUCAGCAGUGACGCCUAAGUAAUCCCCCUUUCUCCGCUGCUUCUUUUUCUUGAAGGAAACUCCACUCUCUGCGGUCUACUCGACCCAACUCUCUGUGCAAGGCAAGAUAGGCUGCAGGCAUAUAUACACUCCAUCAAGCGCUCCUGAUAGUCAUCCAAUUCAAACUCGCGAACACACCAGAGCAGAGUCCGUUUUACAGACAGUCCAAUCCAAGCCUUUUGCAAGCAUGAAGCAGCAAGACGCCGCCGAGGACAUCGUCAUUGUCGGCGCCGGCCUGGCCGGCCUCGCCGUGGCCCUGGGCCUCCACAGGAAGGGCGUGAGGAGCGUGGUGCUGGAGUCCUCGCCGGUGCUUCGGACCUCCGGCUUCGCGUUCAUGACAUGGACGAACGCCUUCCGCGCGCUCGACGCCCUCGGGGUAGGCGACAAGAUGAGGAGCCAACACCUGCAGGUCCAGGGGGUGCGUGUCAUGUCUUCGUCAACCGGGGAAGUAGCACGAGAGAUUGAUCUCCGGGUGCAAGGAAAACUGGGACCUCACGAAGCCCGGUGCGUGCAGCGGAACGUGCUGCUCCAGGCGCUGGAGGAGGAGCUGCCUCGAGGCACCAUCCGCUACUCCGCCAAGAUCGCCUCCAUCGACGAGGAUGGGGAUGUCAAGAUCAUCCAUCUCGCCGACGGGUCGACGCUCAGAGCCAAGGUUCUGAUCGGGUGCGACGGGAUCAACUCCGUGGUGGCGAAAUGGCUGGGGCUGGCCAAGCCGUGCGACUCGGGGCGCACGGCCACGCGGGGCCACGCCAAGUACCCCGACGGCCAUGGGUUCGAGCCCAAGUUCAUGCAGUUCACCGGCAAUGGCUUCCGUGCCGGCCUCGUCCCCUGCGGCCUCACCGACGUCUACUGGUUCCUCACAUGGUCUCCUUCCCCAAAUAAGGAGGGGAUCGAGCACCAAGAGAGCGCGGCGGCGAUGAAGCAGUUCGUGCUGGGCAAGCUGAGGAGCAUCAACGCCCCGUCCGAGGUGCUGGAAGCCGUGGAGAGGAGCGAGAUGAACGACGUGCUCGUGGCGCCGCUGCGGUACCGGCCGCCGCUGUCGCUGCUGUUCGCAAACAUCAGCAAGGGGAACGCGUGCGUGGCCGGGGACGCGCUCCACCCGACGACGCCGGACCUGGCGCAGGGCGCGUGCCAGGCGCUGGAGGACGGCGUCGUCCUGGCCCGGUGCCUCGGGGACGCCAUGGCCGGCGGCGGCGGCGAGAGCGUGGAGGCGGCGCUGCAAAGGUACGCGGGGCUCCGGCGGUGGAGGAGCGCGCAGGUGAUCGCGGCGUCGUACAUGGUGGGGUUGAUGCAGCAGAGCGAGAACGCCGCGCUGAGGUUCGUGCGGGACAGGCUGCUGUCCGGGGUGCUCGCCAAGGUGCUGCUCAUGAUGCCGGACUACGAUUGCGGCACGCUGUGAAAGUCUCUCGAGCUGGAGUUGCUGUCAGAGUUGGUGGCUCGGUCUCUAUCAGACUGUCUGUUGAAUGUUGAUGCACUGUACUUUUUUUUUCUUCGGAUCAAGGGGACACCUUGGUCCAGUUUUGUUAGAAAGCUACCCAAACAGUUGUCUGUGCGCUUGCUUGAUGCUGUUCCUAUCAGUCGAUCAGUUUAAUCCGAUACCUUUUUCUAUAUAACAGCAGCUUAAUCA